CGCAUGCGCGGCUGUCCGGGGGGCUGCCGCUGCCUCCACAGCCCCGCCGCCCGCCCUGGCGGCCAUGUCCGAGGCGUAUUUCCCCGUGGGUCCCGGGCUGGGCCUCGAGGAGAACUUCUUGUCACUGGACGACAUCCUCAUGUCGCAGGAGAAGCUGCCGGGCCGCGCCGAGAGCAGCCUGCCCCGCCUGGCCUUCGCGCUGGGCCAAGGCGCCGCCGGCGGCUCGGGAGACUCGAUCCCGGAGGGCUCGAAGCUGGAAAUACCGAUGUGGCUGGCUAAAGGGCUGCACGACAGCAAGAGGAGGAUAAUUUCGGUGGAGCUGCCAAAGAUCUACAAGGAAGCCUGGAGGACGGUGUUCAGCGCGGACGCCAACGUGGUGGAUUUGCACAAAAUGGGGCCCUACUACUACAGCUUCGGCUCCCAGCUCCUCAACUUUGACAACCCGGAGAACCCCGAGAUAGCUCAGACUAUCCUGCAGACGUUUAUUAGCCGUUUUCGUCGUAUCAUGGACUCCUCUCAGAAUGCUUACAACGAAGACACAUCGAUGCUGGUGGCUCGGCUGGAUGAACUAGAGCGAGCCUUGUUUCGAGCUGGCCAGAAAGGGCUGAAUGACUUCCAGUGCUGGGAAAAGGGACAAGCUUCACAAAUCACAGUUUCCAGUCUGGUCCAGAAUUAUGGAAAAAGGAAGUUUACGGAUAUGGAUGGUUGAAACCCUGAAGAACACGCAGCUGCAGUGAGAGACACUGAGAGGUUUACAGUCUGUCUGUCACAGCAAAGAAACAUGAGUCAGCUUUGGGAAAGGACGGACUCCUUGUCCAUUAAUGGGAAUUCUUCUCUCUAAUGUCUUCGUAUUAGUCUAGUGUGAAUUUGAAAGGCAGACAGCAAGAAUAUAAAAAAUAGAUUGCAUCACAUCACCUGAUGGCUUUACAGCUUACUCAUACCACUCCUGAGGAUUUGCAGCUCUAGUGUUUGUUAAGAGGCUGAAAGGAUAUGAGAUGACUUUCUAAAAGGGUAAUUGAUAUUUAUUAUUCUUUAUCCUCCAAAUUGAUAUUUACAGUGUCAGAUCUGUUUGGAAAAACGUGUAAUUCUGUGUAUUUCUUCCUUCCCAUUCCAUCCUCCUAGGAACACAGUUUCCAGCUUUCCCAUUCCUUGGAGAGCCCCAGUGAUGUAAAAAACACGUGGUAAGAACCACACAGGAGUUUUUCCCAUGUCUUGUACAUUGAGUUCUAACAGGUGCUCUCCAUGAGGCAGGGAUUCUUAUCGCUGGGUUUUGUACACAGUGCCUCAGAGAACAGAGUACUCUGAGCACUUUGUUACCCACCCAGCAAGGGCAGUGGCUGUGCAGGUCUCAUAUGCUCCCUUUCAGCCCCUGCGGGCUCCAUGCCACGACUGGUGGGGGAUGUUCUUCUAAAAGAGGACAGGCUGGAUUAAAAGCAGCAACUUAAUGGAAACUGCCCUCCAUUAUCAGCCUCGGAUCCAUCUGUUUUUCCAUGAGAAAAUCUGAUUGCUGAAUCUAGUUGUUAGUGAAAGGACGGAGCGAGUGAGUUGAGUUUCCUUCUUUCUGGUCUGUCUGUAAAAUGAGCCUAGUAAAUGUCAUUGCUGCAAGUAGGAGCAACUGCAGCUGGAAUUUGCUAAACAGCCCAGUGGUUACCAUCCUGCAUGCAUGUCCUCAAACCUCACAUGAAGUCACAUUUUUAUGGGUACUUCUAAGCAUUUCUAGAAGGUGGCCUUUGGAGGAACCAGAUCAUACUGGUACAGAGUGCUCCCUGCUCCGGGAAUCACUGGGAGGUGGCGGCAGUCCUGACACAAAACCUUCAGGAUUUGAUGUGCCAGGUCUUGCAGGAGUUGUUUCUGUACUUGCAUAUGUGCCUGGGUAUCAGAUAUUUCAAACUGGAGAUCUCAAACACAGUGUGUGGUCGUUCUGUGGGCCAGAGGAGUGAGAGCUCUGCCUGUGGAGGCUGCAAGAGGAGAUCUGGGCUUCACAAGCACCUGGGCACCUGCCUGAGCAGCGCAGGGCUGGCUGUCCUGCUGCAGGAGGCUGACUGGAGGCUGUGCCUGACAGAGUACAUCAAAUAUGGGCAAGAAUGUUCCUGCAAUUAAUGGCACGAAGUAGCUUAGACAUUUUAUUGUAUCACUUGUGUAUUUUCUACUUCUGGAUUAUUAUGCUGAAUAAAUAUUUUUAUACAUUUUUCUUCAUGUAAA
This is a messenger RNA of Anas platyrhynchos (mallard), 2202 nucleotides long. RefSeq names its product GINS complex subunit 3 (gene GINS3). The record is from RefSeq and is a predicted model, not a curated record. Gene Ontology annotation, biological process: mitotic DNA replication initiation. Lineage: Eukaryota; Metazoa; Chordata; Aves; Anseriformes; Anatidae. Gene Ontology annotation, cellular component: GINS complex.